Molecule: messenger RNA, 1805 nt
Organism: Drosophila simulans
Lineage: Eukaryota; Metazoa; Arthropoda; Insecta; Diptera; Drosophilidae
Exons: 2
Coding region: 112-1656 (514 amino acids)
Source: RefSeq, a predicted model, not a curated record
UUAUCCCUUUGUCAGUCCGUUAGUCAGUAUAUUUGUAGACCCAGGAAUCGAUAGUGUUUACUUUAGGCCUCUACAGCUUGCCACUUCUCCUCCAGUUGGAUCAAGAUAAGAAUGGAGAGGCGAAGACCCCGAAAGUCCUCGCGUAAAUACGUGCGCUCCAAAUCGAAUCCAUCAGUUGGAGGAGGAGUAGCGGAAGGCAGUCCUUCAGCAUUGCCUGCCACCGCCAAAGCGAUACUCCUCCAGCCGGACGGUAAUCAAGCACCCACCAUGAUGACAUCCCUUCUGGGCGAACGACUUAAAAGAGUUUCUCGCAUCGCAAGAGCUCCGCACAGCCUACAAGUUACCGAAAACCCAGAAGAAGGUGGAGCACCAAUCGUACCAAUAAGAGAAUCCGGCGCAUCGGAGGUGUCAGAAGUAAAUCCGGGGGUUAUGGUCAUUCCGGAGGCGGCCAGUCCCCGGGGUUCGGCGGUGCACGGACCACACGCUAGCUUGGUGUUCAGCGCUGAAGCCAGGGAUUCGGAUAGUACGCGGGUAUCGGAGGAAGUGGUAGAGGUGUUCCGAACCUCUUCGGCGAGAACCACAUCCAAUGAGCCGGCAGGGGGCAAUCUGCGCUUUGAAUCCACUCCCGUGGCUAUAGACGGCAAUAUAAACUUCUCCCCGAACGCCAUCUACGAUCAGAACAGGUAUAGCAGCAUGAUGUCCAACGGGGAUUACAACAAUGGCAACAGGGGUAUAAGUGAGAGGAGCUUGGGAGCCUGCCACCAUGGCUGGGCGAUGCGGCAACAACAAGCUGCCGCUGGACCUGCCGGCAGAGACACCCUGGGAUUCGCCAUCAGUCUGGGCGCCGCUAAUUUGGGCCAGGACCGAUGCAGUCUGGGCGUUGCAUGCGAUGAGGACUGUGGCUAUGGAACUGGCUGUGAUUUCGGAUGCGGCCAGGCCCAUGGCGUUGAUCCCGGAAGCUUUCUAGGUUCGGGAACCAUGGGUACUGGCCCCUUAACAUUGGCAACGGGAUCAGGAGGCCCACCUGUGCAGAGCGCCCUGCGAGGAGCUCAAGGUGGAGGCUAUAAGCCAGUUGGCGCCGGGCAGCGGGGAACUUUUGGAACAGAUUUCGGAAGUGAACAGCUAAACUUCUUCGUUACCUUCCUACUGGAGGUCCUCGGUGUUUUAGUUUUUUUUGCCAUCUGCACGAUAACAUUUUGGAUUACUCUGGGCUACCAUGUUGUCCAGUUGCUGGUGGACCUAAAGAACGCCGAUCGCAACAUUCAGGUGGCGGUGGCCAUUGUGUUCGGGCUGCUGCUCGUCGCGUUUGCCAUAUCGCAGGUGACGAACCUCAGUGGUUCCUGCUGUCAUUCACGGGAUCGAGCCCGUUCCAGGGCCAAAAGUGGUGGCAUUGGCUUCUUUCACAGAUCCACCAAGGCCAAGACCAAGAGCUGUGCCUCCAAAGCCAAGACCUGUGCCCAUAAGUCGAAGAUUAAGAAGGCAGCCAGUUGUGGACCUAGCCUGGGCUUCCACACGCACCGCAAAACGAGGUACACGGAUUGCGAGGGACGGGCAAUUUUCUUGAGCUCCAGACGAUAUGCUAUUCCGACUGAGAUGAAACAACCACCCACCAUUGUGCUCUGGAUGCGCGACACACUGGCUCGCAUGCUGCAGUAACCACCAAUGACGCCACACGUUGGGCGCCACUAAUACUUAAGCUGAGUUGAGACUGCCUAACUAUAUGUAUUGCCUAUUGCCUGGAGACACGAACCAUUCGACCAUUUGCAAAAAUUUCAAUUUGAAUAAACUUUAAGAGACAAAUUUGA